UAUGGCGGAGCGGUCUCGGAGUGGCGGACAACACAGGCAGUUUUGUAAAAUUAUACUGAAUUUGUCACAUAUGGAUACUAUGUAGUCUGCAGCAUAUAAAUAAGUUACUAUUCAAGGUUACUGCAGAUCAAAAUGGAUGAUAUUUCCAUCAAGAAACGUGAAAUAGAGGAGAAAUUAGCCCAGGAGAAACUGACGUUGUCGUUUUUGAAGGAGAGUUUAGUAAAGAAUGAUCAAAUAACUCACAACAUGCUCAACAUUCUUUCAUCCUUUGAAAGUCGUAUUCACAAACUGGAAGAAACUAUUGUUCCUGUUCAUAAAGAGACUGUAGAUUUGCAGAGAAAGCAGGGCAAUAUUGAUAAAUCACUGUCUGCACUUGAUCAUGUGAUUAGCUAUCAUCAUGUGUACUCAAAUACCGAGUAUGUCAUAAGAGAGGCACCCACUGGUAAYCUAGAUGCUUACAUUAUGAACCUAGAAAGAGUGAUUGAUGCCAUUGAAUUCUUUACACAAAAUAAUCCCAACUGCUUAGAGAUGACACAUUUGAUAUCCCUGAGAGACUUUGGUCGUGAGUCACUAGAAAAAGAGUUUAGAAUGCUGUUGAAUAGACACAGUAAACCAGUCCCAGGGAAUAUCAUCCUAGAUUGUGUUGGUAUGGAGGAAGGUACUUUAGGAGAGGAGCUCAAUGUAGAUCACUUGUCAGAGAAAGUGAUUGAAGACCUUAGCACCAUCUCUCAUUGGCUGGUUGGUCCUGGCAAGAGCAAAUCUUUAGACUUUAUCAGUGUUUAUGCACAGAUUAGAUCCAAUGCCCUGGUACGCUCAAUGCAAGGGUAAGUUGCAAGAAAUGUUUACAAAACAAAAAGUGUUAGCACUCCUACAAGAAAAGGCACAAACAAAAAGAAAGAUUUGAGAAGAGUUCCUUCAAAACCUAUAGAAUUUGUUGGUAGCCUCAUUGAAGAUGCACUAAAUAAAUUCAUAGCUGAAGGAGAUACAAUUGUUAGUACUCUGAAGAGGUUUAUAACCAAACAUAACUACUCUUCUGUCAUGCAAGCUUUUCCAAUCCUGAAACAUUUCCGUUUCAUCCAGCCUUUAUAUGAUGAUGUACUCCAGAACACAAGCUCCAAGACAAGACAGCAGUUUCCCACUUUGAUUUGGAAUUUAGAACUUACGGUAUCGAGAGGACUUGAAGAAUUUGCAGAUGGUAUAAAGCAUGGACCUGACAAGCAUUCCAACAUGCCUAAAGAUGGAACUGUUCAUGAAUUAACAAGAAAUACGUUAAUCUUCAUGGACCAGCUUCUGCCGUAUGUAGAGACGGUGGGUAACGUAUUGGCAACACAGCAGGAAGAUCAAAUGGGUGGGGUUAUCUACAGAGAUGAGGGUCAAUUAACAAGAAUUACAGCAGAAUACGUCCAACGUGUUCUUGGAUCACUAGGACUCAACUUACAGCUGAAAGCCAAAUUCUAUGAAUCAAUGACACUUUCAGCACUAUUUCUCCUCAAUAACCAUCACUACAUUCUGAAAACUCUUCAAAGGUCAGGACUUACAGCACUCCUCAAAGAUGGGGAAAUCAAUGACAUUGAAGGAAAAUAUCAAAAUCUGAUUGAGGAGCAGAAGAAUAUGUAUGAAAAAUGUUGGACAAAGGUUCUUAACUACCUCCUUGAGAUGGACAAACCAGGAGCUUCUCCUAAAUCUACUGAUGGUGGAGCUAAGUUGAAGGACAAACAAAGGCAGACAAUUAAAGACAAAUUCAAGGGUUUUAAUACAGAGUUUGAUGAAAUAUAUCAGUUACAGAAAACRUUUGCUGUCCCUGAUGAACAAUUGAGAGAAGAAAUUCGCAAAAAGAAUAUUGACCUGAUUGUGCCACUUUAUACAACUUUCAGAGAAAAGUAUGAAGGUGUCCAGUUUACCAAGAACCCAGAGAAGUAUGUCAAGUAUUCUCCUGAAGAAGUGGAGAACUUAAUGAAGAAGUUUUUUGAUGUGUCUGCUUAAAAUUGUAUAUCAAAUAAUUAUUGCCACAUAUACAUUCAAUUAAGCCUUCUUCACACUUAACAUGUGAAAACAUAAGAUAAUAGAAUAAUUUUYUAAACAAUAAUUAUAUAUUCAAAAUGGUUACAGUUAUCUUAAUUUACUAGGAUAAUCAUAAAUAAAAAUAUAUAAACUAGUUGGAAAAAAAUAAAUAAAUAAACUAGUUGCAGUGUUUCUUCUACACUUGCCACAAUUUAAACUCUUUUUGGAGAMUUGUGGUUCUGGACUAAUGGCCUCAUUUUAAGACCAUUGGGCCAUUUUAAGGCCAUUGUGUGGAACUAAAAGCUCUCCCCAAUGGGAAGAGUGAGUAUAAGGGCUAUAAUAUCCAGGACUAAUCUCACAAAAUUCUUUUGUGCUAAUCAAGUUGAUGCUAUUUUUUUUCUUCCUAUGCUAGAAGGGGUUGAUACAUCUUAAAAACUAAAGAGUACUUACUAACUAAUAAGCACUAUUAGUUCCUAAUAGUCAUUAGCACUGAACCAGAACAGUUUAUUUGAUCCAAUAAGCAAUACCUAAGAGACCACUACAUAGCUGUCAACCCUCCCGGGAUUCUCCAGAAUUUGAACCUCGUCUCCCAGUCUCCCAGAUAAAGGUUGAAAUCUCCCGGAUAAUCRUCAAACUUGUAACAAUAUGGUAAUGUAUUAAUGUAAGACGUACCCAAGAUAUGACCGCUUAUAAUAAAAAAAGCUAUUUUUUUGAAUAAUGAGCUUAUACCUAUAAGUACGUAUAAUUUUUUUUGUCAGAUCGAAAUGUAGCUUUGCUUCUUGUACAUACAGCCCCCCCCCCCUUUGUACUUAGGGGUAGUCCAUCACAGGAAGCCCAAAUCAUGAUUUCACAAACCUCCAGAAUUGAAAAGUUUGGGGGUUGACAGCUAUGCCACUAUAAAAGUGAAAGUAAUCUCUUUGUACUGUUCUGGUUCAUUGAGUGUCUAAAUAGUGCCUAUUAGUUACUAAGUAUUUAGUUUAUAUAUUUCAUGGUUCAAGUGACUCUGCUCUAACAGGUCUGGUUUCUAUUCUUAGUGUUAUGGUAAUUCUUCAAAUCCAUGCAGAUCAUUGCACUCAUAUACCAUAGAGUCACCUUUGAUUUAUUUACAGAGGAGAAWAUUACUUUGAAUGAAAACAUAAAACAAUUGCCCUACUUUA
Messenger RNA from Exaiptasia diaphana, 3158 nucleotides. RefSeq names its product exocyst complex component 7. Gene Ontology annotation, molecular function: phosphatidylinositol-4,5-bisphosphate binding. The transcript is spliced from 21 exons. The record is from RefSeq and is a predicted model, not a curated record. Gene Ontology annotation, cellular component: exocyst. Gene Ontology annotation, biological process: exocytosis. Lineage: Eukaryota; Metazoa; Cnidaria; Anthozoa; Actiniaria; Aiptasiidae.